Messenger RNA from Temnothorax curvispinosus, 1830 nucleotides. It is a transcript of the gene Polr3E, whose product is annotated as DNA-directed RNA polymerase III subunit RPC5. Bases 59 to 1555 code for a protein of 498 amino acids. The record is from RefSeq and is a predicted model, not a curated record. Gene Ontology annotation, biological process: DNA-templated transcription. Gene Ontology annotation, cellular component: nucleus; RNA polymerase III complex. Lineage: Eukaryota; Metazoa; Arthropoda; Insecta; Hymenoptera; Formicidae. The transcript is spliced from 9 exons.
GCCACCUUUCUGCUGGGCCACCAUUCGCUCGGCCACGCUCGGCAGAUAAGUGACAGAGAUGGACACCACGGAAGUGGACGAUGAUCCCGUCGAGAAAGAGAUACCAGUGUACCUUUCCAAGACCUUGGCGGAUCAAUUGUUCAUUAUUCAGUAUCCCGCAUACAUGAAAGAUGGUUGCGUCAAUGCCACCUUUUUGAAGACUUCCGUUAAGCCGGAGAAUCAAAAAAUUCGUAUAGAGCUCGCUAUAGACGCGGAAAAUGAGGAUUCUUACGAUCACAGUACGGGAAAGCGGUUGGCUUUAAAUACAGAUGGGAAGUCUACAGGAAACGAUGAUGAAAGUACAUUCGAUAGUGGUCUGAUGGACAAGAUUGUGUUGACUUCGGAACGGACGUUGUCGGAUUGCUCCAAUUUCGCAGUUGGGAUCUUUCAGGACGAUGAGCUGCACCUCACGCCGUUGAAGGCAAUGUUGCACAUGAAGCUGCAGUGCGAUUAUCUGGAUGAAACUGAAAAGCACGUCAAGGAUGGAACGAAGGGUGGGGGAGAAGACGACGACGAGGAAGAAGAUAACGCCACACCGGUGAAAGUGACGUUCGCCAGGCAUCUACCGGACAACCUGAAGAAGCUGCAGGAACAGUCCUUCCAGCAUCACUACAAAAAAAGCCAGGAGGAGCGUUGGAUGCAUACGAGUUACGCCCCGACUUACGACGUGCAAACUGAGUCGACACGGAUAGAGAUGUUCUGCCCGUCAGCCGAAGAGUCGGAAAAUAUCCUGAAUUUGGCCCAGAGGAAUUAUCUACAUCUACUGGUACCGCAGUUACCUGAUGAGUGCUACUCGCAAUCCACCUCCGAGGAUCAGACGGAUCUUCACUACAUCAAGACCUUGCCUUUGCUAGAUCGAAUCAGGAUAAUCAUGAAACAAGUGAGAGUCAUCUCCUUUGCAAAGUUAUGUGAAAUUCUCUCGCCAGAGCACGACACGACAGCGAUACUCAAGUAUUUGCAGCAAGUAGCUAUGCUGGUGCAGGGUAACUGGGUUGUGAAUAGCGAACUGAUAUACCCCAAGGAUAACGCCUCCCCUCAGAACAGCACCUCUGAGAUCAUGUGUAAAGCUCGCGAUUAUAUUUUAUUGUCGUUUAUCGAGCAACAAUUUGUCAAUCGCAAUACGAUCUCGUCCGCCAUCAAGUUGACGCCGGAAGAGAUUAAUCAAAUUUUCGCGGAACUUGGAGCGUACGAAUCGAAGAAAGGUUGGCGGCUGAAAGAACCACCCAACUCGGACUUUCGUAAUAGAUAUUCCGAGAUCGACCAGCGGCAAAAAAUAUUGUGGGAUGCGAAGAGAAAACACCUGCGUGAAACGAUGGAAGCACAGACUCAGCCACUGCAGCGUCAGCGCCGGAAGUCGAACCGGGAAUCGUUAGGCUCGGAAAACGAGGAGAGAAACAUCGGUCGUGGUCGAAAAUCCGUCAAGGAAUCAUCUCUGUCGGAUAAUGACGGUACAAUAUCCGAACCGGUUAAGUACAAAAAGAGUCGGUCCAGAAAAAUAUCGGAAACCACCACGUGACCAAGACCAAUGCACCGAGGUAGUUCAAAGCUUCUUUUUUCGCCCGUCUCUUCGAUCGUCGUCACGUGAUAUGUGAAUCAUGUGACUGAUUGAAUUAUGAAUCAUGAGAUUUUUUCGCAAUAUCUGGUCAACUUUGUUAAAAGUCGAUUUUUCCAGAAAUAUAUUCGAAGCUCGAGUUCAAGCACUAAUCACCGAUUAACUUAUAUGUAUAAAUAUAGUAUAUUACAGUGUGUUAUGCUAGAUUAUUGUAUUUAUUAAUACAACUUCGAAUUUAC